Tyto alba (common barn owl) is the source of this 4377-nucleotide messenger RNA. RefSeq names its product plasminogen activator, tissue type (gene PLAT). Gene Ontology annotation, cellular component: extracellular region. The transcript is spliced from 14 exons. The record is from RefSeq and is a predicted model, not a curated record. Bases 1294 to 2970 code for a protein of 558 amino acids. Gene Ontology annotation, molecular function: serine-type endopeptidase activity. NCBI's taxonomy places the organism in Eukaryota, Metazoa, Chordata, Aves, Strigiformes, Tytonidae. Gene Ontology annotation, biological process: smooth muscle cell migration; plasminogen activation.
UUUCUCUCCUCCCAGCAGCUGCUCUAAACCAGUCAGCGCUUACACAAGGCACUCUUGCUUCGGUGAAAGAAAUAAUUUUUCCUCCUUUGUCAGGAAACAAACUGGGGGAGGGGAAACCAGGGCACAAGAUGGUAGCAUAUCUCGCUGCAGUCAGCAGCUACAGGAAUUUAAAUUCACGCUUCAGCCAAGAAACUUGCCUGCUCAAGGCCAGCCAGAAAUAAAUUUUGCUACAGUAGGAAGAAAUGCAGAUGGAUCAGAGUACCCGAAUGUCCUUCCUUUCCCGUAGCUAUCUGUGGCCAGGUCAGGGCAGCUGUUUCACCAGGUAGGAAAUUAACCUCUAAUGAGUGAAGAAAGAAGUAGCUUUUCAAAGCAAAUGAGAGGAAUGCAGAUUCAUCCUUAACCCCAGCCACACCAUACCAGCUAGCAAUCUCCCACAGGAGAUCAUUGGAGAUUCUCUCCCAAGACUACUGUUGUAAGAGACAGACCAAGUAAAUCAGUCUGGAGGAAGCAGAAACUCUUCAUGUGGGAUAGAAAAUGGCUUUGUCUGAAGUAUAAAGCUGCUGAAGGAAUUAAAGGGAAUAAAAUGUGCUAUGGACUGCACAGAAGUGACACACAAAAAGAUGCUGCAAUGAAUAAAUGAGAACACCAGAUCAGAAGCUAGCCUGCCAGCCAUUUGCCAUAUACUCCCUUUUUAGCAAAAGCAUAUGACAGUAGUAGAAACUAAAAGCUCAGCUGGGUAGAAGCUGUAGAAAUAUUUAAAAUCAAAGACACAGCAGUGCUGUCCCUACCUAUUGUCAACGAACGUCUCCUUGCUGAUGCAUCCUCUGCACAACAGAGAAGUCCUCACUCAUAUCCAAAGAAGCAGUCUGUGCAGAAAACACAAAUCCUCUUAAACCACUAUUAUCACAGACUGACCCUUCAGGUUUUUGUGCCCCUGCAAGAGAUCUCUUAGGUAGGCCUCGGUGACCUGAAUCUCAAUUCACCCAUUCCAUUCAGCAUUACACUCUUUCAUUAGACAAGUCCACCUCUAUAAUAAUGUACACAAUACUGUUGGUUUCCAGCAACCUUGGAAAAAAGGACUUGGAAUUUACUUCUACAAGUGUUAUUUCCCAGGAAACACUCAGUUUCUUCCAGACCUAAAAGGGUGUGCUCUAGCUUGUCAGGUUUCUAAGUUUAUCAACUAAAAGCACAUAUGGAUCCAGCCUGGCAGUUUCCCCUGUCCAGGGACACCAGGACAGCUAGACCAGAUGGCUGAGAACUGCAGAGUAGAAAUUAACUUAGGAUUUGGAGGUGAUGUGGAAAACACUCAGAAUAGAAAGCAAACUCCCAUGUCUCCUCCUGCUGGUGGGAGCAAUCAUGACUGUUCAAUGCCAGGGCUUACGUAUGCGUUUCAAACGGGGAGCCAGAUCUAGAGCCAUUUGCACAGACAAUUCAUCUGGAGAAAUUUACCAGCACAGGGGGACCUGGCUGAGGCUCUCGGGGAGCAAAAUAGAAUACUGUAGGUGCGACAGUGGUCAGAGUCGCUGCCACACUGUGCCUGUCAGAGCCUGCACUAGAAAUAAAUGCUACAACGGGGGUCACUGUUCACAGGCUUAUUAUUCCCCACAGCUCUUCAUCUGCCAGUGCCACCAAGGUUUCUCUGGGAAGCAGUGUGAAAUAGAUACUGAAGUUAAGUGCUACAAAGAUGCUGGAGUAACAUACAGGGGUACAUGGAGCAAGACAGUGAGCGGAACCGAAUGUUUAAAUUGGAAUAGCAAUGGCUUGAUGGAGCGGAUGUACAGUGGUCAAAGAGAGGAUGCUGCUGAGCUGGGAUUGGGCAAUCACAACUAUUGCAGAAACCCAGAUGAGGAUUCCAGACCUUGGUGCUAUAUCUAUAAAGGGGGAAAGUACAUCUGGGAACACUGCAGUGUGCCCUCCUGUUCAAAAGUUGGGAACAUCAACUGCAAAUCUGGCAGAGGCACAGAUUACCGAGGCAGCCACAGCGUUACCAGUUCUGGAGCUACCUGUUUGAGGUGGACUUCUCGAAUCCUUGUCAACAAGUUAUAUACUGCUUGGAGAAGAGAUGCUUACCAGCUGGGCCUUGGUAGUCACAAUUUCUGCCGGAAUCCUGACAAUGACAGCAAACCCUGGUGCCAUGUACUGAAAGGAAAUCAGCUCACAUGGGAGUACUGCAAUGUGCCUACUUGCUCCGCCUGUGGCUUACGGCAGCGAAGAGUACGCCAGUACAGGAUUAAAGGUGGCUCCUAUGCAGACAUUGCAGCUCACCCAUGGCAAGCUGCCAUCUUUGUGAAAUAUCGCCGAGCACCUGGAGAGCACUUUCUCUGUGGAGGAAUUCUGAUCAGUUCCUGCUGGGUUUUGUCAGCUGCUCACUGUUUUGAGGAAGGCUUUAGUACAAAUCAGCUGAAGAUUGUUCUGGGUAGGACUUCCCGAGCAACUCCAGAGGAAAAUGAACAAAAGUUUGAAGUGAAGAACUACACUGUGCAUCAGAGGUUUGACUCAGAAACUUUCAACAAUGAUAUUGCUCUGUUGCAGUUGAGCUCAGAUGCAGAAGACUGUGCUAUUGAAACAGACACUGUCCGUGCUGCCUGUCUCCCAACACCAGAACUGCAGCUGCCCGAUUGGACUGAAUGUGAGAUCUCUGGCUAUGGCAGAAGUGAAGAAUUUUCUCCAUUCUAUUCAGAGCACCUGAAGGAAGGCCAUGUUAGACUGUUUCCAGCCAGUCGGUGCACAACACAACACCUAGACAACCGGACAGUUACAGACAAUAUGUUAUGUGCAGGAGACACAAGGCACCUUGAUGAUGCUUGCAAGGGUGACUCUGGAGGGCCCCUGGUCUGUAUGAAGGAUGAUCGUAUGUAUCUAACUGGAAUCAUCAGCUGGGGAGUAGGCUGUGGCCGCAAAGACAUACCUGGCGUUUAUACAAAUGUGAAUCGUUAUCUUGACUGGAUUCAGGACAACAUGAAACCCUGAGAAAGAAAAAUGAACUAUCCACAGUUUGUGGCCAUGCCUUCACAGCUUCCUUCUGGAUGCUUUAUGGAUGCUGACAGAGCUUCCUGUUUGUCCAGAUGUUUAUGACUUUCCAUAUAAGAGGAAAACAAACUGCCACGUGUAGGAAGGGCACAUUCUGAAAUUACUCUCCUUAUUAUAGAUUACUGGAAGCUAAUACUCCUUUUUCCCUCACAUCCCCAAGCUUUCUCCUUGCAUCAAAUAACAUGAAUACAAUUUAAAAUAAUUUUUGGCCCAAGAGAAUAAACCAAGCAAGAACAAAUUGCAUCCCAUGAACACCUAUGUUGAUUUGGGAAUGGGUGUGAACUGAAAGCAGAGUGGACAUGUUUAAUCUCCUGAAAACUUCAUCUGCCUCCUUCUUUGGCUGUAAAUUUGGAAGACAUUCCAGUCAGGCUUAAUCUCUGUCCUUAUACCAUUUUUCUUUGGUUAUUUAAGCUGAUUCACCUUGACUCCAAUAGAAACAGAAAAGCUGUAGGCAUGGGCUGCUUAUUUCCAUAUCGAUAUACUACAUGAUUUUUCAGAGCAAAUCCAAGAUGGCAUGCUUGUUAGGACAUUCUAUUCUUCCACUUGCUUCUCCUCCUGGUAGGAAUAAAAAAUUUAAAUAAAUAUGGAAUAGGUGAAAAUCUUAACACCAGCCUUAUGUGCCACAGAAUCAACACAUUACUUUUUGUCUAUUAAAUUUCUAUGCAUUACCAUCUGAUAUGAAAACAAAAGCACUCUCUAGCGCAGCAGGGCAGAACAAAGGACAAGUGUAAUGGUAACAGUUUUAGGUGCUUGCUAGAUUUACAUCCACAAGUAAAGAUCAAGUCAAAUGUCACAAGGCUACAUUUUGUCCUUUAACAGAAGGCAGGACAGGUAUAACCAUGUCACUGUGAACCAAAAUCUCUGUAGUCAAGCAUUACUUGGAUUGCAGUUGCCAUGUGAUGCUAAGUGAUGCACGUCCUAAGAGCUAAGCAUCUUUGAGAGAUAGCCUCUUGUCCAAUUGUUUUAUAAAGUAAGAGAAAGCAGGUGUGACUAUUGUUUUAGGAAAAAAAAAAAAUAUAUCGAGGCUACAAAAGGAGUUUAGCUUUAGUAGCAAUCAGGCAUUGUAGCUAGAAAACUAGCACAACCUCUAGUUAAAUAGAGAAGUUUAUAUAACAAGUAAAUACAGAAGAGAGAUUUGGUAAGGAUGCCCACUAGUUUUUCAAAUGGAAACUUCACAGAUGGUCCAUGUCUUUCUAGCUACCAGCUUAGAAGCUGACCUCAAAGAGAUCUCUAAUGUUCUCAGAGAAACACUAGUGUAAGUCCAGUGAGCUUCAGCAAUGAGUCCCAUAUUCCAGUCAGUGGAAGGGGGAAAAAAGCCCCAAGAUGUUUAUUAAAAAUGAGUCAACA